CUGGGAGCAUGUUUGACAUGAUGAUGAGGCAGUUGUCAAAAGUCCCGGCGAAGAAUAAACAACAGUGAAUUGUGUUAUCUAUGCAAAAUGUCUCGGAAUCGGAAACCUUUUCGUCAGAAUAAAAACUCCACGAAUAGCAGGCAAGAGGAAGAUGUCGUGGAUACCCCCGUGAUGGCUGCGUUCAGAGAAUACGCGAAGGAGCUAGACGAUAAGCAUGAUCGGUACGAGCGAAUCGUGAAGAUGAGCCGCGACAUCACUAUCGAAAGCAAGCGCAUUAUUUUCCUGUUGCAUACGAUUGAAACCAGGAGAAAUAAUCGUGAGAAAGUCCUAGAAGAUGCUGAAAAGAGGCUUCGAGCAGUGUGCGAAACGAACUUCCUUUUAAUUGCUCGCGAAUUGGAAGACCUUGACCAAAAUCAAUAUUUGCGUGCUUUCUCGCCAGGUCUACAAGAAUUUAUUGAAGCCUAUUCGUACUUUGAGUAUUUGAAAGAUAGUUCGAAACUAUCUGACUGGGAUGAUCUACAACAAUUUCUAACAUAUAAUAUUGAUAAACCGUCAUCAACGAAGGAGAAUGAAACAAAAGAAGAAAAGUCCCUACAGGAGCAAACAGUUGCUAAAAAGCAAAUCGUGUGCACGAUAAAACCAGUGGAAUUCAUACUUGGGUUGGCCGAUUUAGGUGGAGAAAUAAUGCGACGCUGCAUUAACUCGUUAGGAAGUGGCGAUAUCGAUUCAUGCUUUCAGGCUUGCAGAACUUUGCAAACCCUCUACGCUGGGUACUUGCGAAUCCGACCUGUUGGUAAUCGAGAAAUUCCACGUAAAAUCACCACAUUACGACAGAGUACUCUCAAAGCCGAAAAUGUUUGCUAUAACAUCAAAGUCCGUGGUGGAGAGGCAGCAUCUUGGGAUACACUGGAUACUGCUGGCUUCGCUAUGGAUAAAAUAGCUCAUGAUGAUGAAGAUGAAGGCUUCUAUUAACAGUAUUAAAAAUAUUUUAUUGCUGAAAGUUAUGUAUACAAACAACAAAGACGAACAAGUAAUUGAAGAUACAAAAAA
This is a messenger RNA of Hermetia illucens (black soldier fly), 1050 nucleotides long. It is a transcript of the gene Trax, whose product is annotated as translin-associated protein X. Bases 88 to 972 code for a protein of 294 amino acids. Gene Ontology annotation, molecular function: RNA binding; RNA endonuclease activity; sequence-specific DNA binding. The transcript has 3 exons. Gene Ontology annotation, cellular component: cytoplasm; nucleus. Lineage: Eukaryota; Metazoa; Arthropoda; Insecta; Diptera; Stratiomyidae. The record is from RefSeq and is a predicted model, not a curated record.